CUUGGAUUAAAGUAGCACGCUUCGCUGUUUCGCUAGAGGGCGUUAAUCAACAUGGCAGCGUUCACGGUGGUUCGUCGUGCACAAAAUCAUGCAAGGGUUGUUGGUCUAUUUUCGUACAGCAGACAGCAUGGCAUUCACAUCCAGGCGUGCUGCCACAGAAUAGUCAGACAAACAACUGUCCACAGAUUCACCAGAUCGACACUCGGUUCAAGAUGGCAGGCCAUGCAACACGUCCCAUCCAUAGGGGGCGCUCUAACCACAGCCAGACACAACAGUACAGACACUGGGCAAAGUGCGCAAGUCUCAGAAAACCUUAUAGAUGCAGCGACUCCAUUAAUAGACCCCUCCGCCAUCACCGAGGUAGCCAUGACCGCCGAGCAGAUCUUACAGCCGGUCAAGGAGAUCCCGUUCGCUGAGUUAGGUCUUGGUGGCUUCUCGCCCGUCGGCCUACUACAACACGCCCUGGAGUUCCUGCAUAUGUCUGCUGGUUUGCCGUGGUGGGCUGCCAUUGCAACAGGUACUGUUAUCGCCAGAGUCUGUGUAUUUCCACUGAUUGUGAGGAAUAUGCGGUAUGCAGCCAAUCUCAACAACGUCAUGCCAACGUUCCAGAAACUAACGGCAAAGAUGAAUGAGGCCAAACAGACGGGCAAUCAAGCAGAAGUUAUGAAACGGAGUUUGGAGGUGCAGCAGUUCAUGAAGAAGCACGACGUCAACCCUCUCAAAAGUCUCUUGGGGAUCGUAGUACAAGCUCCCAUCUUCAUCUCAUUCUUCGUCGGCCUUCGCAGGAUGGCUAGCUUACCCGUGGCAAGCAUGACCACUGGCGGUCUGUGGUGGUUCACCGACCUGACGACCUCUGACCCCUAUUACAUCAUGCCGGUUCUUGCAAGUCUCAGUAUGCUGGCUGUAUUGGAGCUUGGUGGUGAGGCUGGGGUAAGCAGUGCCCAGAUGCAGAAGAUGAAGACGAUCUUCCGCAUCAUGCCGUUUGCUCUUCUCCCAUUGAUUGCAUCCAUGCCAAAGGCUGUCUUUGUCUACUGGUUGACCUCCAACAUCUUCUCCAUCAGCCAAGUGGCCAUCCUGAAGAUCCCGGCAGUCAGAACCAGACUAAACAUCCCCGAGAAGAUUAAACACAAUCCGCAAGAUAUGCCCAAGUCCGAAGGGUUCAUCCAGAGUAUGAAGUCAGGUUGGAAGAACGCACAGACGAACCACGAAGUGGAACAGAAGGGCAAGGCUCACUUGCAGAGUCUGAAAGAGGCCGGCACCGGACCCGUACCCCAGACUUUCACCUAUGACCCGACCCGGCAACAUAUCGGCAGCCCAGCCCAGUCAAUCUCUACGAGCAGCAAGACGGCGAAAGAUGUCAGAAGAAAGAGAGUCCACUGAUAACUUCAAUAUGGGAACUUUUUUGUUGACAUUGGAAUAAAUGUAUGUCAGUGUUGUAGUUGGGGUAAUUACGACGGAUCGCAAAUUAAUCACAAGUCAAUAACACGUCCUCCAAUCACAAGUCACUUCAAGGUAGAGUAGAUCAUU
Patiria miniata (bat star) is the source of this 1527-nucleotide messenger RNA. It is a transcript of the gene oxa1l, whose product is annotated as mitochondrial inner membrane protein OXA1L-like. NCBI's taxonomy places the organism in Eukaryota, Metazoa, Echinodermata, Asteroidea, Valvatida, Asterinidae. The coding region runs from base 52 to 1380 and encodes 442 amino acids. The transcript is spliced from 9 exons. Gene Ontology annotation, biological process: protein insertion into mitochondrial inner membrane from matrix; mitochondrial respiratory chain complex IV assembly. Gene Ontology annotation, molecular function: membrane insertase activity. Gene Ontology annotation, cellular component: mitochondrial inner membrane. The record is from RefSeq and is a predicted model, not a curated record.